AUGACGAAAUUCCCGCGGGCGCCGCUGAAGCGCCCGGAACGCCGCCAACGACUCUUUACCUUGGCACUGCUUGCCGGGGGUAUUCUUGGCAGCACAGUAGGAAGCUGUGCAGCUUCUUUUGAGGGCACUAGCCCCGUCGAUCCAACGAGACUUUUGCCAAGACGGCUAGCACCUCAAGAAUGCAAGACAUAUGUCUACACCGAGAUCGAUCAUGAGCCCACGGAAAUGUCCGACAGGGGUAGCUGCCCCACAGGUGGUGGAAAACGCGCGUUUCUGCUAGAUACGUCACCUGAGGGGGCAGGAGCCCCUGCUCUACUGGAGGUUUCUCCCGUUCAGUCCCAGCAGUAUUCCUGCCGCGCGAGUCGUCCAUGCAGCCUUGUGGUGGCGGGUUUCGGUCUUCAAGCAGAAGAUAGCAUAGCUGUGCUGAAAGGCAUUGAAGACUGCCCUCCAACUAGCCUUCGCAAUGCUCAAAUCAUCACUAGCACUCGUCACAUUACCAGCUCCUCAGCAGCGACUUUCAACUUCCACAUCCGGCCACAAAAGGCGAAGACAGAGCUGCCAGUAUUUGACUUGGGACCUAUUCAAGGCAGUACUUUUACCGUUUGCUAUUCUCCAUAUCUUGCGACUCGCGGUGAAGCCCCAUCGGCGAAAGAUUAUCAUUACCGUGCAGGCACUGUCACCAUUCGCGAUGAAAUGCUCAAUUGCGACUUUGAAGAGGGAAUGUGCGGGCUCAUGUCUUUCGUGAUUGAUCCCCGCAUGAGUUUAGAGUGGCGCCGUCAUUCCGGAGCAACGGAAACAGCUGGAACGGGCCCAUCUGCGGACCACACAAUAGGACGAAGACCAGGAAAGAGAGGGCACUACCUCUACAUGGAUUCGCCUGGUUACAUGCUUGGGGAGAGUGCAUCGCUUCUCGCCCCUCCUCAGAUCUACCCUAAGGGUCUCUACUGCGCCAGAAUGUGGUACCAUAUGUACGGAGAAGACGUUAACUCACUGAGGGUGUACAUGCGCACACUUGAAGGGGACGCAGAAGCACUCGGGGACUGGGGCAAACCUUAUCUCUUGAGGGUGGGUGACCACGGAGACGACUGGCUAGAAGCUGGGUUUGAGUUCAGCUCCGACGGCCACACCGCUCAACAGCUGGUCAUUGAGGCACUUGCUGGGUUUAGCGAGAAGGGAGACAUUGCAAUUGAUGACUUGCGGAUCGUGUCAGGAAAAUGCCCAGAGCAAAUUUCACGAGACGUGACGCAACAAGAUUAUAUUUGCGGCGAGGUUCGCCUGCUUACAGGUAACUAUGCUGAAGACAAGCAAUGGUUUGUUGAAGGUGCAGUCUCUUGCGCCGGUAAAGGGUACUCACUAAGCAGCAUGCAAGGGCGUUGGGUGCCCUGUUGUGUGCCCCGUUACGGCAGCUACACGGUGGUUCUAAGGGAUUCAUAUGGCGACGGGUGGAACAGGUCAAGAUUGGAAUUUCGUUUCUUUGGAGAUCUCAUAACCUUUGGGGAAGACUUCAAUGGAACGGAAAAGAAGUACAAACUUAAUAUCGGUCUUGUGCAGAUUCAGAGAGUCGAGGGUUCUGAGGAUCGCAUCGGUAUCCAGCUUCAGGUUGCAGAACCUAGAACUUACGUCUGGUGUGGCGCAGCACAGUCUGGGACUCCUCCCCCAACUGUAGAGAUCUUGAAGCGAUAUGGUAUUCGGUCUCAAAACCCAACAAGCCAUGCAGGUGAAGUGCUGCGUAUGGAAAUAGCCAACAAACCGGGCAGCCGCCGCGUUGUUAUGCCAAGCACAACCUACAACGUCUACUGCUACGCUGAAGCGUCUACGGCGAACAUUCCGGAGCCAGGCGGUGGUCACGGAACACAUCGUGAACGCAUGGAUGAUGCGCAAGUCGCUGCUUCCCGAAUGGCAGUCACAACGGACAGCACUCCUCCCAACCUCUCUAUCCAAGGCACAGAAGCACAUUUAAAUGAUGUCAUCGUUCGGUUGACAUCUGAUGAGCCAUCCACAGUAUGGUGCUUAGCAAGAGACGAGAAAAAAGAAGCUGCUGCUGGAGGGGAACCACCCUCCGUAGAGGCUUUGAAAAAAGGGAAUAAGAUACAGAUUCUGCACGGCGAAGAAGGCUCGCCUCAGGCUCUUUCCAUCACGGGACUCACCCCAGACAACCAUUACACCGUGUACUGCUUUGCACAAGAUGCAGCACUGCCAAAGGGGAAUGGCAUCAGUCUUUCCCAAGUCAAGGAGUUGUCGUUCUCUGUGCAGACAAAGAGUAAGGUGCCAGAGCUCUCCAUAUUGUCGUACAAGGCUUUCCAGAAGGGAUUUAGAGUGACUGUCCAGGCGGACACUCCGGCAAAAGUGUGGUGUGGUGCAGCCAUGGCUGGCAGCGCCUUUCCAAGCCGUGAAGAUGUUCGACGCGUAGGAGCCACUACUGAAAUUGAAGAUGCUGACCAGAAGACAGAGCUGGAGAUUCGCGGUGUUCCCCCGAACACUCGCUACACAAUCUACUGCUUCGCUUCGUCUCGUGGUGGAAGCGCCGAAAUGACGGACGCUCAGAUGUGGGCUAAAGCACUGGAGGUGACCUCAUUCGGCCGAUUCUGUGACAUGCCUGUAGAGCCUGCAGAUCUGGAAGUUGCUGAUAAGCCCACGCUAUUCGACCCCUUGACUUCGACAGAAGAGUUCUUGGUUCGUGAAUUUAUGGGAAGGCAACGCAACCUUAACAUUGAAGGAGUGUAUCGUAUUAACCUCUUCAUAGACAAAGAAAAGAUAAUUGAGCACCUUGACAAAGGCGGUCCAGCUCCUAGAAGGUAUGCGCGCGUUCGUGUCGGAACCUGCAAGGACAGGGAGGGAGCUUACAGGCAGUACAAAGUGGGCCCUCUAGACGUGCGCAGCGCCGAUCAGAUGACACUGGAGCCCGUUGGUGCUGUUGUGCCGACCGACUGUGGCGGAUAUAAUCCACAAGGUGUUUUUGGACGGCGUCUGCUGGCAGUAGAUGAAGAAGAGGAGCUAGCAGAGAUCCUACAGGAGUCAUUCGGUUUUGGAUUCGGCAAAUCACGCUGCCAGUUUGAACAUAAAAAAUCCCAUAAAGAGCAUCAUGAAGGCUGCCUUGAAUUUGGGCCAAUGCUCUACGAGGAAGGAGAUGACAAGAAGAUAAUCACUAUUUGGGCAGGCCUCCGGACGCCCACUGGAGAUAAGGUUCCUUUCUACUUCCUGCUCCCCGCGCCAGAAGGUGUAGAUGCGCAGGUUCUUCAGAAACCUGAUGACAGGGAAGAGCUGACAUUUAAGCUCGACAAAGUAAAAGGCUAUUGGUAUGAUGGCCAACAGUUCUCAACACUCCGCGAGUUUGUGGAGGCCUACAGAACGGGAAAAAACUUCAAAAAAGUGACCCCUGAGAUACUCGAAGAGCGACGAAAGAUGGAAAACCAGGAGCAAGAACACAACAUUCAAAAAGAAAGAGCACUUGCCCUUCGCCGCCUUGCUCCUGCAUGGUUGGCUCCCAAUCCGGAGGGUCGCGUGGGGUUGGAGUACCGUGCAGCUCCCGAGCACAUCGAGCCACAAGGAAGGCGCUACACUAUCCGCCAGUCUCCUGGUCAGGAGUCUUACACUAUAAACUAUGCAGGAUGGGAGUUCGUUAUAAACAUGGAUCGCGACACGGCUCUUCGUCUGUGGGACAUCAAAUUCCAAGGCCAACGUGUUGUCUUCGAGAUGGGUAUGAUGGAAGCGUUGGCACAUUAUUCUGUGGCUGAGCGCAACUGGUACUUCAUCGACUCUUGGUAUGGUGGCUUGGGGUCCGCAUCUCGGCGUCUGCAUCCUGGUAUUGAGUGUGCAAAAACAGGGCAGCUCUUGUUUGAUGGUGGAUCGCUCUGCAUUUUUGAGAAGGAUUUUGCCCGCCCUCUUAGGGCCCACUGGAAGAGUGGUACCCUCCGUGAUGGAGCACCCCAUAUGGCUCUUGUCCUGCGACAUAUGAUUACCGUCAGUAACUACGACUACAUCACCGACUACUACUUCCAUGUCAGUGGCUGGUUUGAGGCCUCAGUGUCCUUCACUGGAGAGCUAUAUGCUGGUGUAGAGGUGCCAUGGUACUCAGCCCGUCAAAGGCGUCACGGAACACAAGUGAGUGGCUCAAUGAGAAUGGGCGCCCUUCACGGCCAUCUCGCGGUUUGGAAAGUAGACUUUGAUCUUACCCCAGACUACCGUAGUAAUUCGGUCGUCUUCAGUGAAAUUGUGCACGAUACCGCGAGACCAGGUGCCAUUAAGCUUGACCAGUGGAUUGGGGAGAAAGAGCUUGAUGGCUACAUUGCGUACAACAGCACGAGGCCCAUCCACUACACCAUCGUCAAUGAAGACCAUAAUGUCUACGGAAAUGUCGGUGGUAUGACUGUACUGCCGUACCCAACUGUUGCGAUCCCAAACCCCCAGUUCGAGUUGUAUACGGGGCCGUGUGCUUGGGCCAAGUACCGUGUGGCGACGACUGUCAGGCAUCCCGACGAAUCGGAAGCUACUCUUCCUAGAGACAACAAAUACGCUCUCAAACCGGCAGUGUCUCUUGACAGAUACCUGAGAGUAAGGUCAAAGUGGAUAGCCCUCGAACCAUUUCACCCCUGGACAAAGAAUGCAUAUGCGACUCUGGCGCACGAGGCCGUCACGAAUCUUUUUCAGCUAGCACUAUUUCCAAACAACGAGACUAUUCGGAAGGCAGACUUGGUCACUUGGAUUUCAAGCGCUGUCUGGCAUAUUCCUGUCGUCGAAGACAUGCCCUUGACUCUAGCUCAGGGGAACACACUGGGUUGGCUAGUUAAGCCUCACAACUAUUAUAUGGAGGACAUGAGCAUGGAUCUCCACAACGCCAUUGGUGGUGCAGUUCAAGACCCUGGAACAUGCGCACUCAUUCGUCAGGAAAUGCCAAAAUACGGAGACGCCCCACAAAACUAA
Molecule: messenger RNA, 4920 nt
Organism: Eimeria tenella
Lineage: Eukaryota; Apicomplexa; Conoidasida; Eucoccidiorida; Eimeriidae
Product: amiloride-sensitive amine oxidase, copper-containing, putative
Exons: 4
Coding region: 1-4920 (1639 amino acids)
Biological process (GO): amine metabolic process
Cellular component (GO): plasma membrane
Molecular function (GO): quinone binding; primary methylamine oxidase activity; copper ion binding
Source: RefSeq, a predicted model, not a curated record